AAAGUCUGAGGGGGAGUGAUUCCUGGAUUCUACCUCGUAAAAGAGCUAUCCCUGUAUGCUGGAUUAACUAUGUAUUAGCAGUGAGAUACAGAGGACUGGUUGUUUGAUUGUAGUGUUUCUGAAGUGUUGGUGGAAUCCUCUCGGUCUCAUGGAGUUCAGUGAGCUACAAAGACCGAGCUCCACUAUAGCCCACAGUUACCAUGGUGCCCAGCAGUUGGUGAGGUUACGGAGUAAGUCUGUAGUGUCCAAUCAGAAUGGCCCUCAGUUCAACUGGGGUUCUCCCCCCUCGGAGGGGGGAGAGGAGGGUGACUCGGGACCCCCUAAGGACCUCAGAGAGCGGCCUAUGACCAUGCGUCUGAAGAGAGCGAUACGGGAGGUGCAACAGAUGCGUGUGCCUGUGGUGACUAGCUGGCAGUCGUGGAAAAGGAGCAAGGCCAAGUCCCUGAGCAGGUUCAGAGCAGAUGCAGGGGGAGUCAUGUCCUACGUAGCUCUGUGGAGAAAGGCUCUGCAUAAGAUAGGAGGCCACUUUGGCGGUGGUGUCCAGUCCUACUUCAUAUUCCUGCGCUUCCUGGUGGUGCUCAACUUCCUGUCGUUCUUGCUGAUUGCUGGGUUCAUCCUCAUCCCCAGUAUCGUGUUCAGAUCCACCAGCACCAGUAACAUGACAGUGGACAGCACUGGUCCAGAGGUGUGUAAGGUCUAUGAUCCAAAUCUUCAAGGUCUGGUGGUGUUUUACCAGUACUUCCUGGACUUACUCUCUGGAACGGGUUUCAUGGAGUACUCCUACAUGUUCUAUGGUUACUAUAACAACACCGUGGCAGAGAGCAGUGGCUUCCACUACAACCUGCCCCUGGCCUACCUCCUCACCUCCGUCUUCUACUUCGCCUUCUGUCUUAUCUGCAUCAUCGCACGCAUGGGGAGCGCACUUCGUGUUGCUGUGGCAACAGGCAGCGGUGCUGCCGGCAGUUAUAGCAAGAUGGUGUUCACUGGCUGGGACUACGGUUGCCAGGGAGACCGGGCCACCAAACUCAAACAGAAAAGCAUCCACUACCAGCUACAGGUGGACCUGGAGGAGGAGAGGCUACAGAAAAAGGCUUUGUCUCUAACCUUAGGUCAGACAGUGGGUCUGUGUUCUCUACGCAUCUUCCUCAUGCUCAUCUCCCUCGCCCUCAUAGGAGGAGCUUUCUUUGGCAUCUUCAAGGCUACGGUCUUCAGCCAGGUGCAAGUUGGAGCAGAGGGCAUUCUGGGCCUGUUCUGGGUUUACCUUCCUUCCAUCGUCAUCACAACAGGAAACUUUGUUGUACCCUUCAUGUGUGACCAGAUAGCCUUGUUUGAGAGAUAUUCUCCUAGUACCACCAUCAUCGUGGCAUUGUUCAGGUCAGUGUUUCUGCGUAUGAUAAGUCUGGGAGUGCUGCUGUUUACUCUGUGGAGUCAGAUCACCUGCUUUAAAGACAGUCCAAAAUGUGAGCUCUGCCAGUACAACAACAAGGAAUAUCCGUGCUGGGAGACGCGUGUGGGACAGGAGAUGUACAAACUGGCCUUGUUUGACUUCCUCAUUACCAUCGCCAUGCUUAUCCUGGUGGAGUUUCCACGCAGGUUGUUUGUGGACCACUACUCCUGUGUACUGACCCGGUGGGUAGGUCGUCAGGAGUUCUUGGUGCCUCCCAAUGUGCUGGGUCUGGUCUACGGUCAGACAGUGGUGUGGACUGGAGCUCUGUUCUGCCCUCUGCUGCCUCUCAUCAACACACUCAAGUUCUUCAUCCUCUUCUACUGCAAGAAGGUCACUCUGUUUUCUAACUGUCGUCCGGCGGUGAAGACGUUCCGCUCCACCACCUCCACCAUCUUCUUCCUGGUGGUGUUGCUGUUUGGCUGGGGCCUCGCCCUCGUCGCCAUGAUCUACAGCCUGGCCCAGAUCCAUCCCUCUAUGAGCUGUGGUCCGUUCCGCUCUCUCACUAUGAUGUGGAGUAUCGUUCCCAACACCUUCUACACUCUCUCCCUGACAACACAGGACUUCAUCUUCUACAUGGGCUCCCAGGCCUUCUCCAUCCCUCUCUUCAUCUUCUCCUGUGUGGUGCUGUGUUACGUAGCAGCUCUAGCCACAGUCUAUGGGAAGAGUGUUGAUCUGCUAAAGGCCCAGCUUAAACUGGAGGGACGUGAUAAGCAGUUCCUGGUCAAGCAGAUUGAAGAGCUGAGUAGAGAGAUGGGGGUUCCAACAAGAGACCAAUUGGACACAUUUGACACUGGUGCCGCAAACUGACUCAGACACCAGGCUCAAACCCACGGCCCAUAUCCCAGCCCAAGGCACUUUUUGUAGAUUUUAAAGGCUUAGAUAUGUUCUUUGUGCUAUUGCCACAUGCAAAACCUAUCUACACCUUCACAAAUAACUUUACAAUUGUCACUCUCUAGUGUACGGAUAGCUAUGUUUGAGGCAAAGUUUUACUUAUGAUUGAGUGGUGGUUGUCUCACCUAGCUACGGUAUCUUAAGAUGAAUGAACCAACUGUAAGUCACUGGAUAAGAGCUUCUGCUAAAUGACUUCCAUGGGGCUAAGGGUUAGUAUAUUAAAGAUUUAGUUUGUUACCCCAUUUCUCUCUCAUAAUAUCUGUAACAGCAAUUGCCGUGUUCAUUUCCUUUGCAUUCUCUUACUCACCUCUUGCCUAAACAUCAGACUGUGACCGUGUUUACCCUAUGGUUAUUCAGUGUGAAAGAAGUCGCUCUAAAAAAGACGCAAGAGUCCUUCCAAGCCAGAAUGUUGAAUACAAUUAUAUUUACACGUA
This is a messenger RNA of Oncorhynchus kisutch (coho salmon), 2772 nucleotides long. RefSeq names its product transmembrane channel-like 4 (gene tmc4). The coding region runs from base 149 to 2254 and encodes 701 amino acids. Gene Ontology annotation, cellular component: plasma membrane. The transcript has 16 exons. Lineage: Eukaryota; Metazoa; Chordata; Actinopteri; Salmoniformes; Salmonidae. The record is from RefSeq and is a predicted model, not a curated record. Gene Ontology annotation, molecular function: mechanosensitive monoatomic ion channel activity.